Messenger RNA from Pelobates fuscus (common spadefoot toad), 1081 nucleotides. It is a transcript of the gene TIPIN, whose product is annotated as TIMELESS interacting protein. The transcript has 8 exons. Gene Ontology annotation, biological process: replication fork processing; replication fork arrest; DNA replication checkpoint signaling. Gene Ontology annotation, cellular component: nucleus; replication fork protection complex. Lineage: Eukaryota; Metazoa; Chordata; Amphibia; Anura; Pelobatidae. Gene Ontology annotation, molecular function: DNA binding. The record is from RefSeq and is a predicted model, not a curated record. The coding region runs from base 113 to 1081 and encodes 322 amino acids.
GUGAGCUGUAGCUCCUCCCCCUGCUCGUGACGUCAGUGAGGCGGAAGGCGCGCACUGUUUGUGUGGCUGUGGCCGCUGCGCUCGGAGUCCCCACGUGCACGGUUUUAUCAAGAUGAUGGAUCCUCUGGAAAAUGACCUCUUUGACCUUCCAGAUUAUGAGCAUACAGAAGAUGAGCGUUUUCCUCCACUUCCUCCCCCACUUUCUCCAGGCGCAGAAAACGGUGAUCUGGAAAAUGGAGAUGACUGGACACAGAACAUUGGUCAGACACAAAAAGAGGAGCCUAAACCAACGAGGAGGGCUUCUAAAAGACCUCAGCCUAAACUGGAUGCCAAUAGGCUGACCUCUCAGCGUGGCCUCCCAGCUCUGCGGAAUCUGUUUGAUGGGGUAAAGUUCAAAGGUAAAGGUAAUGAGGCGGAAGACCUAAAAACUCUUUUAAGACAUAUGGAGAAUUGGGCACACAGACUUUUUCCUAAGCUGCGAUUUGAGGACUUUCUCUUCCGUCUGGAAACUUUAGGGGGAAAGAAGGAAGUACAGACUUGUUUAAAGAGAAUUCGUAUGGACAUGCCCAUUGUACAUGAUGAUUUUAUAAGUGAAGAUGUUGUAGUGCAGAUGGAAGAUAAUAUGGAUUUGCCCUCUGAUGACUUUGAUGCCCUCCCAGUAUCAUCACUCCCACCUGUGACACAAAAGAGCACAGUUGAUCUGAGUGAGGAGACACGGAAAAGGAUCGAGAGGAACAGACUCUUGGCUUUAGAGAGAAGAAUGGCCAAGAUGCAAGCUGAAGCAGAAAGUCAAGCUACUGCUUCAGUCCUGUCCCAGACAAUGCCUUCUGAUACAGAGGAAAUUCCAGAUGAUUUUGAUGAUUUGCUUGAGGAUAUAGAUAAAAAAGAGGAAAUCACUGAGCAUCAAAAGACGGAAGAGGAAAUCACUGAGCAUCAAAAGACGGAAGAGGAAAUCACUGAGCAUCAAAAGACGGAACCUACAGCUAGCCCUGGAGAACCGGAACUAGUUCCAGAUCACACUCUUAGUCCAAAGCAUGAGGCACCAACUGACCCAAUCAUCCAAGCAGAAAAUAUUGAUUGA